Conger conger (European conger) is the source of this 4286-nucleotide messenger RNA. Its product is annotated as coiled-coil domain-containing protein 6-like. The record is from RefSeq and is a predicted model, not a curated record. Lineage: Eukaryota; Metazoa; Chordata; Actinopteri; Anguilliformes; Congridae. The transcript has 9 exons. The coding region runs from base 89 to 1447 and encodes 452 amino acids.
UGAAAUGAUUAGCAAGAGGGGUCGCUCCGUGUGACAUUCCACGUUUCUCUCACCACAGCCCAAAUCAUAGCUGGCCCUCAAGUGUUCAAUGAUGGCGGACAGUGCGAGCGAAAGUGAUACUGAUGGAGCGGGGAGCACCACGACCGCCCCGCAGUCGACUACGCCUUCUUCAAAUUCUAGCAAGCCAGGCAUAGUCAUUUCCCCGUUUCGACUGGAGGAGUUAACGAACCGACUAGCCUCGCUGCAGCAAGAGAACAAAGUGCUUAAAAUCGAGCUAGAAACGUUCAAACUGAAGUGCAAAGCACUGCAGGAGGAGAACCGGGAUCUGCGUAAAGCUAGCGUCACCAUCCAAGCCAGGGCAGAGCAAGAGGAGGAGUUCAUCAGCAACACCCUGUUCAAGAAGAUCCAGGCCCUGCAGAAAGAGAAGGAGACCCUCGCUGUCAAUUAUGAAAAGGAAGAGGAGUUCCUCACUAAUGAACUCUCCCGAAAACUUAUGCAACUGCAGCAUGAGAAGGCAGAGCUGGAGCAGCACUUGGAGCAGGAGCAGGAGUUCCAGGUCAACAAGCUGAUGAAGAAGAUCAAGAAGCUGGAGAACGACACCAUCUCCAAGCAGCUCACGCUGGAGCAGCUGAGGCGUGAGAAAAUCGACCUUGAAAACACAUUGGAGCAAGAACAAGAAGCACUAGUGAAUCGCCUAUGGAAGAGAAUGGACAAACUGGAGGCAGAGAAAAGAAUUCUACAGGAGAAGCUGGACCAGCCCCUGUCAGCCCCUCCGUCUCCACGGGAUAUCUCCAUGGAGAUCGACUCCCCAGAGAACAUGAUGAGGCACAUCCGCUUCCUGAAGAACGAGGUGGAGAGGCUGAAGAAGAACCUGCGCAUCACCGAGCUCCAGCACACGGAGAAGCGGGCGCAGUACAUCGAGGAGGAGCGGCACAUGCGGGAGGAGAACAUCCGGCUGCAGAGGAAGCUGCAGAGGGAGAUGGAGCGGAGGGAGGCGCUCUGCCGCCAGCUGUCCGAGAGCGAGUCCAGCCUGGAGAUGGACGACGAGAGGUAUUUUAAUGAGAUGUCUGCACAAGGACUCCGUCCCCGCACCGUGUCCAGCCCCAUACCGUACACACCAUCGCCCAGCUCCAGCAGGCCCAUAUCCCCCGGCCUGUCGUACGCGAGUCACACGGUGGGGUUCACUCCCCCGGCGACCCUGACCAGAGCCGGCAUGUCCUACUACAACACCCCCGGCCUGCACGUGCACGUAGGCUCGUCCCACGGAGUCGCGAGGCCCUCUCCGAGAAGAAGCAACAGCCCCGACAAAUUCAAACGCCCGACGCCUCCCCCCUCCCCAAACACGCAGUCAAUGGUUCAACCCGCUCCCCCACCCCCCCCACCUGUGCAGCCCAUGGUCCUGUCCACGUCCCAGAACACUUCCCCCCUCCAGUCCUCCCAGCCAUAGUGCAUGCGCUGGGCUGCGUCGUCGCCCGCUAGCGGAUUCAACAGGGCAAGUUCCCACAAGCCAAAGGCUUUCCCCCCAACCUGUCUGGUGUUGACUGUACUCGCACUGAGCUUCUGUAGGCUAGCUGUUAACUGUGUUGUAGAUGUUUGUUUAGAAUGCAGCCAGUGUUGUGGCCCUACGACACUUAAAAACAAAACAAAACAAAAACAAACAAAAAAAAGGAAAAAGAAAAAAAAAGAAAUUUAACAGCAUUUUCUCAUCAGUGCUUACUGGAACUGUGCGUGUUGAAUCUGUUUAUUUUUUCUUUUUUCUUUUCUUUUUUUUAUCGGUUUGAAGCAUUUGCCACCAAAACAAAUUAUAUUACAAAGAUUUGUAUGUUAAAGAAAUUAUAUUGUCUAAUGAUGUCACACUCGGUUUUGGAAGACUUCGAGAUUUUUGAAAAAGGGAACCUGGUAAGUGGUCAGGCGAGCGGAACUCCUGAAAUGAGCGCGGAUCUCUCCGGCACUGGUGCCCUGGCAGCACAUUUUGUGUGCACGUGAUUGGAUGAACACUGGCGCUGAUGCCACUGAGAACUACCAAUGCCGGUUUGAACAAUUCAGAUGUACCAUCUCCUCCCAUCAAGCCUGGUUGUUUUAAAUGACCUACAGUGUCAUAACAGACUUUUCUUUGGUUAAUAAAUGGAUUUAACUCAAAUGGUACUGUUGGACAAAAUGUAGUUGAAUCUUGGUAAUGGCUUGGAGGAAAUUAUUUUGACACUUUCUGCUUCUGAGAAUUGCGUAUUUAAAAUGUAAAAUUUGAAACUGGCUUUAUAUAGCUUCUGAAGAUCUAAAAGAAGGGGCUGUUGGUUCAGCGACUGCUGGCCCAUGCAUGGCCGUCCAAAGCAUAUUGGGGAAUGCCCAGCACGAAGUGGGAAUGUUGUUCAUUUGGGAAUGGCCUGAAAUGUCAGGGAGAGACCAUACUCUUUACUGCAUAAACAUCUCGCUAAACUGGUUAGGCCCUGGCAGAUUGGCUCAGUGCCUGACCAAUACGCUCUUUUGUAAAAAUGUGGGGUUCCCCCGGCCCAUUUAAGGAACAUUUAUGUUAAAAAGAAGUGGAAAAGAAUUUCCUCCAUUUCUUUCGAGGGUUUAAGUGAUUUGCUGGUAGUGUUUCACAUUUAACCAUGGGGAACCUAAAGGCAUAUUUACCUAAGAGCUGAGGUGACCCAAGCAUUUUGAUUAAUUUUAAAAGGCUAGCAGCAGUCUUGAGUAUUUGCAUAACGUCACUGACCAGGUGGCUCUUGUAUUGACUUUAAAUUAAUUUCAAGCAUCUCUAUGUUGCUACCACUGUGACUUCAACAAAAUAUAUUACAAACCCCCUCCACAAAAGUAAUGUUAAAUACUGCUAGUUAUCGGCUUGCCUAUUGCAAUAAUAGCACUAGAGAGCAUACCAGUUUGGCAUUAGAUCAAAUAUAUAUUUUAAGCUUUGUGAAAGCCGAAGUCAUUCGAAAACAGUCAAAUUUCUAAAACAAGUUGAGCUGUUAAUUACCGUUGUGAAAUUUUGCACUAAUGCUGCUAUCAGCUGUCACCUCUGCAGCUGUGGAGAAAAUCAACAGGAUGACGUUAAGCACUUGCAUUUUCCUCAAACUGUUCUUUAUAAUAUUUCUGGUGGAAAUAAUCAACUGGCUUUGCCAACAUCCAGUACGAAAGCAGAUACUUAACGCUGUUGCUGUACAUUCCGCUUGGAAAAAAUAAAAACCCUCUCAUCCAUCACUGGGCGACACACAACUGUGUAAUAUUGAGGCUCAAAAACACAUAAUCUGUACUUUUACCUUUUCUUCAAUGAUGAUUUAUUUCAUGUGUGGCGAGCAAAAUAUUUGAGAGGAUGUCUCAAAAUAAUGAUUUCUGUGCAUAAUCUGUUUAUUUGUGUUCCCAAGGCAACCCUUGUCACUCCAGGUUUUGUUUAUUUUCUGUUGUAUUUUUUGUCCUUGUACUUUUGUUGUAAGUAUGCACAUUUUCUUUCUCAUUUAAAAAAAACACAGCGACAAUCUGUGGUGUCAACCUACAUUUCAGCAUUUUACGAAGCCCAUUUGCAAGAAAUGUUUUUGGGUUUUGCAUUUUUGGAGGUGUGUUUUUCUUCUAUAUUUUAGACUGUUGACAAAUGAAUGUAAAGUGUGCUCAUGUUUUACUGCUAUCAUUUACGGAACGAUCACCUUCAAGCCUUAACUCACUGUGGUAUGGCUAAGUGUAAACAUUAUCUAAUACCCCCCCCCCAUCAAACAAUGGACGCCUUAAUCCAUCUUCAGAGAAGACUUUGGUUGUAAAGGCUGCUAAUCAUUUAUCUUUCUCAAAUUAGAAUUGAAUUGAGCUUUGGUGUUAAACUGUCACUCGACAUGCUGUGUAAAGACAGUGGUGAACAGGACUCCCGUCUAGUAGACCCUUAUUGAAAGACUCUCCUGAGUACUGUUGCUCCGUUUUCAUGGUAGCGCUUCCACUUUGGUACUACAAAGUCACACCUUAAUUUCCAUCUCGAUAAAAACUUAAGACUAGGGAUGGAAUGUGGCUUGUUAAAGAUUGUAUUGUUUAUUUUAGCAAUAUAAUGGGUUGGGAAAAGUCCUUCAAAUAUUGUGCCAACACCCACCUUUCAUGCAUGGAUAUCGCACCAGCACUAAAUACGGCAUUCUGCUAGCACUUUUCUUUGAACGUAUGAGAGGUGUUUUUUUGUUUGUUUUUUUGGGUUUUUUUGGGUCAGUUAACUGACCUCUCUGUAUUACCCCGGGACAAACAAAAGUAACAGUAUGUAUGGUUAAUUUAAAUCAUAUUCCAAGUACACAAAGGAGAUCUAUUAAAAUAUUUGAUGGGAA